AUGGUAUGAGGUCUGAUCUACCUAUCACACAUAGUGGCCACUGUACGAACCUCUGGAGGCAGAGUUAUCAUCUGAGGUUGCUUCAGUUGGUCAGGCCUUGGCUCAGCAUCAUUAUGUGUCAAUGAAAUAAAGUGAACUGAUCACUUGAACGUACUGAAUGACCAUCAUUCAGUGGUUACAUCAGUGGAUUUUUUUUUUUCAUGAUGAACAUAUCGUAGGACUCAAAGUGUUCUGGGGUCAUGAAGAAUCAUUUUCACACAUGAAUUGGCCAACACAUUGUACAGUAUUAUCAAAAAUAAAGACGGUUGAAUGGAAUUAUAGAUCAAAUCUUAGAGUUGUCAUUUAGGUAACACAGACUCAAAGAGUCUGCGGUUAAAUGAAUAUGAUUCUAUUUGUAUGCAUGAUGUCCACAACUAGAUGUUACACACGGUUGUUGUUUUUUAAAAGAAAUUAUCCCAUGUAUCAUAAUUUGUUUCGCAAGAUAGGCAACAAGAGAUUUGGACAGGUAGUCAAAUGUAAAAUCCACGUGACUAUUUUUGGUGCAAUAGCAUAUGAGAGGAGGAUGAGAUAUAACCAUGUGGCACAUAUGUUUAUAAGAGAGAGGGAGAGAGAGAGAGAGAGAGGAAGACAGAUUGGUUGUCUUGGUGUUUGUCGGGUGUGUGUGUGUAAGAGAGAGAAAAAGAGAGUGAGAGAAAUUAAGAAUGCUGAUUCAGUUAAGCUCUGGUUUAGGUAUGAAUCCAUGGUCAUAGCGACCAUAAACAUGCAGGGUGGGGGUCUUUUCUCACAUUGUGUUGUGGCCUGAAUUCUGCAAACUUUAAACACAGAAACCUCAAAAACCCUGAGGCAAUGUUCUGUUCUUAGUUUACUAUGUAGUGAGAAAAGAACAGUAGUGAAACAAAAAAUACACGUCAUGUGACUGUCAGGCUGCUGCAGGUGUGACCUUAAUGGACCAAACUCUUUACAUUAUACACAUACACAGAGAGAGAGAGAGAGAGAGAGAGAGAGAGAAUAAGGGGGUGAAUGUUUUGGAAUUAAAGGUAAAAAUGUCAAAAAUAAAUGUUAAUGGAAAUACUGAAGGAGGAAAGCAGGUUAAAAGGCGGCUGCGAGAGCGCAUUGCUGUUUGGUGGUCUUAGGUUUGUAGCACAUAGAGUUUUUAUAUGAGUCAUGUCUUUGACAUUUAUGAAGGCAGCUUCGUGUAACUUCAUGUUCAGAAGCUUUUGGGGGUCCUACUUGCUCAUAUCUCACUCCUCGUGUAGUCUCUCAAGAUGAACCUGAUCUUGUGGUGUGGUUUCCUUCUACUGGCAUACUUCAUCUGUAACGUCCAUUCACAAGAGUGUGGUACGAAUCAAUAUAAAUUUCGAGAAAACAAUGAAAAGUGCUGCCAGAAAUGUCAUCCAGGUGAACGCAUGGAUAAGAGAUGUACAGCAAAUCGUGACACGGUGUGUAUACCAUGCAGUCCUGACUUCUUCAUGACUGAAUUCAGUACUGAAAUGGAAUGCAAAAGGUGCACCCAAUGUACUAAAGAAUACAUGGUGUAUAAGGUGAACUGCUCCAAGGCUACAGACGCAUUGUGUGACUGCGAGAGUGGUUACAAAUGCAACGACAACAAGUGCACAGACUGUGUGAAAAUCCCCAAAACAACACCACCACCAACAACAACAACAAAAACAUCGGCAAUAAUCGUUACUACCAAAAUGGAUAAGCAAUCAUUCACCCAAGACACACACCUCCAUGUGGAUGGAUCAUGUCGGCUUCAGCUGGUUCUUUUUGGGGCUCCAGAAAAAGUUACAGUGAAUCCAGUCAGUGCUCAGAAGAGGAGGAAGUGCCAAUGCCAGUCCAAGAGGUGUCUGGACAUGAAGAGUGGCAGAAAAAGGUCUGAGGGAGGCAGGAGAAAGCCGCAAGGAAUAGGAAGAAAAAGGCACAUAAGAGUGUGGAUUGACUAUGUACUGUAA
Molecule: messenger RNA, 1952 nt
Organism: Clarias gariepinus (North African catfish)
Lineage: Eukaryota; Metazoa; Chordata; Actinopteri; Siluriformes; Clariidae
Gene: cd27
Product: CD27 molecule
Exons: 6
Coding region: 1266-1952 (228 amino acids)
Biological process (GO): apoptotic process; signal transduction; immune response
Cellular component (GO): external side of plasma membrane; membrane
Molecular function (GO): tumor necrosis factor receptor activity; protein binding
Source: RefSeq, a predicted model, not a curated record